Molecule: messenger RNA, 2787 nt
Organism: Blepharisma stoltei
Lineage: Eukaryota; Ciliophora; Heterotrichea; Heterotrichida; Blepharismidae
Source: the annotation of a GenBank genome assembly
AUGGAAGAUCCUCAAGAAGUCCAGGAAGAGCAGUUUUCAGGAGAGGAAGAGGGAGAGUACUACGAAGGGGAAGAAGGCGACUACGCUGAAGAAGGAGAGUAUGGUGAAGAAGGAGAAUAUGCUGAAGAGGAAGGAGACUAUAUGGAGCAAGAAGGCCAGCAAAGAGAAUACUCAGGGGAAUAUGGAGAGGAAGAAGAAGGGUCGCCGUAUCAGUAUGCAGAAGAAGGUGGAGAGGAAAGAAAUGAAGAAGAAGAGAAUGAGUUCGACGAUGACGAUAUCAAUUUUGACGAAAUCCCUGCAUAUAAAAACCUCCCUCCACUUGAUCCACUUCGAAAAGUUCGAAGGGAGUUACUAAGGGCCAUCAAUAAUACUCGGCAAGAAGACGGGGUGGGCCUAGAAGAAAUCACUUUAGACUUGCUAACCACAGAAUCGCUUCAAGAGUACACCAAAUACGUGCUAGAAGAGGAAGAAGACUCAGAUGUUUUAGAAAAAAUCAUUAGUGAAGGAAAAGGGGUUGGAAAAUUCAGCUCAUGCACAGCUAUCACUUUUUUGGAGGAAGAAACAACUGAUACUAAACAUCUAAUCGAACCGUUUGUGGACGCCCACGGCUUGCUUGUAGAGCUUAAAAGAAGUUUGAUUCUGGACCCUGGCGUAAAUCACGUUGGUAUUGGAGUUGCAGCAAAAGAUCUCAGACUUGUGCUUGUUUAUGCUUUUAGCCACAAAGGAGUGCAAAUAACUGAAAUCAAUAAAAAAGACUCAGGGAUCUACGUAAGAGGACUCAUGAAAAGAGCCAAUAUUGGAGUCUACGCCUUGAGAGUUGUAGAUGCCCAAAACUUAAAAGAAAAAGCCAUAGUCAGCCCAUCUCAAAUAGAAUUCGACGUCAGUAACCAAGAAUUCACCAUUUCCUUUAACUUCCCUGAAGGCAUACAGUAUGAUGCAGAAGGUAAAGGCCUGAAUUAUGUCGAAAUCUAUGUAAGAGGCAACCCAAACACGAUCCCUUAUGGAGUUGAGUCCAACGAAAAGGUAAAAGUAGACCAUUUAGAGCUCGUCCAAAGAAUGAGGCUUGAAAUCUUCCCAGACCCUCGCCACUUAUACGAAGAAGCAAAAUCAGGAGAAAGAAAAGCCAUGCUUCAGCAGAGACAAAAAGAAUACGAAGAAGAAAAGAGAAAGGUAGAAAACGUCGAAGCGAACCAACGAUAUAUUACUAGAGAGCAGCAGCGAAAAGAGCUCCAAGAGCUGGAAAAACUUAGAAUUGCCCAAGAGAAUGAGCCACCUCAGAGUGCUACAUCUUCAGUAGCUCGAGGAUCUCAGCAAAAGCUCAGUGGUUCUCAAGUCCUCACCCCAGAAGCAAAAGGAUCAGUAGUAUCAUCCAAAGAAAAAAACGAAGCCGACGAAAAUGAGUCCCAGCUGUCGCUGAAAAGCGAAAAAGAAGAUGAGCCUGAAGAGUCCCAAGAGCUCGUAAAAGAAGAGCUCAUGAACUCUAUAAUUGACCUCAUGGAAGGCCAAAGAGGACUGAGAAACGAAAACGCAGAUCUAGAAAAACGAGUCAUCGGAAUUCGGCAAAAAAUGGGAGGACUCCAAGAAAAAACGACUGACUCCCCCCCCCCCUCCCUCCGUGAGCGAACAAAAAAAUUUUGUUCGCUCACGGAGGGGGGUUAAUUUUUUUUUUUAAAAAAAAUUUAUAUAUAAAUUUUAUAAAAAAUAUUUUUUUCGAAAUUUAAAAAAAAUCCUAAUUUGCAAAAAUUGGGAAGCAAAUAUUAAUUUAAUUUGCAAAAUUUAUGUUUUAAAACGCAAUUUGUUUAAAAUUAAACAGAAUUAGCUCUAGAUUUCAUUAUACUAAUUAUCACUUAUAUAUCAAAAUUUUUUUCCAUUAAAAUUUUUUCUAUUAAAAAAAUUUUUGUUCACUCACGGAGGGUGGGUUUUUGGUCAAAAAAUGGCGAUUUUUCUAAUGGUUUUGUUCGCUCACGGAGGGGGGGGGGGGGGAGUGAGGACUCUAUGACUUUGCAUAAAUAUUUAAAUACGCUGGCAAAUGUGCAUCAAGUUGACUUCAAAAUGCAAGAACUGCAAGACACUUAUAACAACUGGGCUCAAGUGUAUGAGGAAAAUAUCAUAGAGAAGCAAGAGAGGUGCAAAGAAAUACAGAACUAUUUUAGAGAUUUUAAGAGAGAGGUCGCAAAAGGGGCAGAGUUCAGCAGAACUGGAAAGCCGAUAACGAAGAGGACGAUUGAUGAGUGGGAAAACGCGGAGAGUGAAAGGGAUAAAACUCUUCAAGAAGUGAGGAUACAGAAUAUUACUCUGAAAAAUAGGCUUAUGAAGCUGGAAGAACAAAGCAAGGAUAAAGAAAAGUUAGCAGAAGGGCUGCAUCUUAUUGAUUAUGAACAGCUUAAAAUAGAAAACCAAACGCUUAAUGAGAAAAUAGAAGAAAGAAAUGAAGAGCUCCACAAAUUGAGAAAGAAAAUUGAAACUACAGUACAAAUUUUGACUCAUACAAAAGAGAAGCUGAAGUUUAUUUUGGCUGAAAAGUUGGCACUGCAAGGACAACGUGACGAUCUUGCCAAGUCGCUCGAUGCACAAAGGAAAGAGCUCCACAAGCAGAAAUUGGAGCAAGAAGAGGUGAGGUCAGGAUUUAUGAAGCAUAAGCAAGAGACUGGAAUUGUUAAUAGCACUCAACUAAAUACCGACCUUGAAGUGAGAAAGAAGAGGGUGGAGGAGCUAAAGCAUGAUCUUCAAGCACUUGAAAAAGAUUUCCAACAUAUGCAAUCAAUAAUAGCUAAAGCUGCUUCUUAA